This is a messenger RNA of Prinia subflava (tawny-flanked prinia), 377 nucleotides long. RefSeq names its product inositol 1,4,5-triphosphate receptor associated 2-like. NCBI's taxonomy places the organism in Eukaryota, Metazoa, Chordata, Aves, Passeriformes, Cisticolidae. The transcript has 2 exons. The record is from RefSeq and is a predicted model, not a curated record. The coding region runs from base 126 to 377 and encodes 83 amino acids. Gene Ontology annotation, cellular component: endoplasmic reticulum membrane.
AGGAAAACGGUGCAAGUGGAGACGUCGUGGCUUCCCCGGGGUCUUUUCUCUUUAGAUUGUUGCAGCAGUGACCAGAGACUGGGAAAUGCUCUCUGGGAACCCAGUGUGAGGCAGAGGGAGCAUGCAUGGACUGGUACACUUUGAUGUCAGCGUGGGCAUCCCACCUCAAGGCCUCCUUUUGCAACGCCAACAAAACGCUCUGGGUGUCGGUGUCGGUGCUGGUGCUGCUGGCCGCCCUGACGAGCUUCCUGACGGGGCUGUCCCUGCAGAGGCCGGCGGAAGCGGCCCCUGCGGGCACCGGGGACUCGUGGACAGCGGUGCAGCAGCUGCUGUGGCCCUACACAGGCCUGCAGCACAAGGGCCCUCCCCCGGUGUGA